AUGCCGAGCGUCAAGGACCUCAAAUACUUUAUCCCAUCAGCCGCCACGGCAUCCAUCUACCUCUAUGCUCAAGGGCCAACAAUAACAGCCAUUGUCUGGGAUCUGAUGACGGGCGAUGAGAUAUCCCGCUUUGUUUCGUACGAGACGCUCACAGUUGCCUCGUGGAUGCGUAACGGAAAUGUUGCAUUUGGCAACACGCAGGGAAACAUCAUCCUUUUUGAACCGACAACAUCCGAGCACAUCUCAGCUCGGACGAUUGAUCAGAUUGCAGUGACAGCAUUGGCUCCUUCGUCCGACUGCCGGACCUUUGCUAUCGGAGGCCCAUCACCUAUUGUCACCCUUUCCUGGCAUGCGUCGUCCUCGAGGCAGAAGUCAGACAUGCUGGCUGUACAAACACACGACGGCGAUCUGCGGGUCUGGAGUGUGGCCAAGUCGUACAACGCUGAAGACCCCGCCAAAGUGGUCAGAGUGCUCCGGAGGAACGAGAACUUCCUGCCUGGCCCUAAUUGGAUGGGGUGGUCCAAGAACGGCCGCAUCAUCCAGUACUCAGACUCGGAAACGUUUUCGUGGGACGUAAGGACCAAGCAUGUUACCAAGGACUCUAUUCCGACCCUUGAGCAUGUAAAAGGCCUGGCCGUCUAUGGUCCUGGGGCCAGUCUUUUUACUAUUGGGCCAAACAAUACUGUGCAGCAGUUUGAUCUCAACUCUCCGGCCAUCAUGGUAGCAAACGUACAACACCCUGCUGGCGUUCUUCCGCCAUCUCCUCCCACCUCCGAAGAGACGGGGGGCCGGUCGGUGCACUCUGCAACGACCAUCCAUACCUCAGAAUCCGAGUCGAGCUCUGUCCCUCUUGAGAUGGGCAUAUCCGAGAGCGAUGACGACCACCUGUCCCCUUUCCAGCGGCUGGCAAAGCGCAACCCCCCUGAAGUGAGAAACGAAGUAUAUGACACAGGCAGCCCGGCCUCCAGCCAGAGCGGCAUGUCAUCUUUGUCAAAGUCCUCGACAGGCUCUCGCACACCCGGUAGACAAGCUGGCUCGCUAAGAUCGCGAGGGAUGACAGAGGGGACAUAUAUCUCCGCUGGCUCUUCCUUGAAAACGUCAACAGUUGGGCGGCGGGAGGCGGAUAAUUAUUCGAUGGGGUACACGCUUCCCAGCACAAGUGGUCCAUCUUUGGCCUCAUCCAAGUCCAAACAUCGGCCAUCUCGUUUGAGACACGAGGUGCCAAGGAGCCCCGACGAUGCCAAGGUGCAAGACCUGUUCAAAUAUACUCGCUCACGCCUGAGUGAUCUUCCAUAUAAACAUCCGAUUCCCACAGGUCAAGCCAACCCUACCAAUGACGAUUUGCGUCGACAGAUGCUCAGCACCAUCUUUGGAUGGAACAAGGAGGUGGACGACCUAAUUCGCGAUGAGAUGAGCCGCUAUCCCGCCGGAUCAGCUAACCGCAUCUUGCUCGCAAAGUGGUUGGGCGAUAUCGAUCAAGAUAUUAUGGCCGCUGGCUCUCAGAAUAUGACUUCUCAAGACUGGAUGCUGCUGGCCUUGAGCGGAAUCGGCGGCCAGGCAUCCCAGCACAAACUCGGUCGCGUCUACGUCCAGCGCCUCUUGGAGAACGGCGAUGUCCAUGUCGCAGUGACGAUUAUGCUUGGCAUGGGCGACUAUAACGAUGCCAUUGAAGUCUACAUCUCGCACAAGAGAUAUAUGGAAGCUCUCAUCCUCACUUGCGUGGCGUUCCCAAGCGUCUGGGAGCGACAGGCUGCCAUCGUGCGUAAAUGGGGCGAAUGGGCUGUUAAGCACGGCCAGCAACAGCUGGCGAUUCGCUGUUUUGCCUGCACCGACCAAGAAUCCUCAGAGCCUUGGACCUCGCCAUCAGCUGCUCAGCUCAACUUCCAAAACAUCACGCCCAGUAUCCCUGAGAUGUUGAGCCCUCCACUGUCCCCUCCAGGAGUUCAAAGGGGCCCCCAACGCAGUGUCGCCAAAGCAUCGGCGCUGAAGCUAAUCACGUCGUUUGGAGACCCAAACCAAAAGGCCAAGUUCUACUCGCAGGCUGAUGGCGGCCAAACGCCUAUUGCGGCCGGAGUAACGCCUAUUGCUGAAUCGGCUAUAUCUCCAGGAGGUGCCUUUGAUCCUACGACUGCGUUCCUUCGGCCGUCUGGCAAUAGUAGGUUCAACACGCCGACAUCAGCUCGCCCCGGUCAAGGCUUCAAUCGUGGCCGAUUGCCCUCGAUCGGAGAGGCCACCUUUGAUAGAAAUACCCUAAAGCCCAUUGACAACAUCGCAAAGAUUGUUGACGCACCCCCGCAACGAGCGAGCCAUUCUCGCAAGUCGUCCGCCACUCAGGACAACUUGACGACGGGUCUUGCGAUGCAGCGCGCUGCUACAGCCAGCCCGAUGAUGAUGAGAGACCAAUACCAGCGGGUCGUCCAAGGGUACUCGGGAGAGCGGCCACCGUCCCCCGAUCAGACCAUCAUGAGCAGAUUACAGGAAGUUCACGCAGCGCAGCGAAACGGCUCCCGUGAUCGGAUUCCCGCACAUCUGCAUCUGCAAUUGCAGACACAGCCGCCUAUGGCGGACGCCAUGUCCCCUGACCAAUCUGCCGCCUCGUCCUCUCGCUAUCACUGGCCAUCUCGUCGUCGCGGCACUGGCCCAGGUGCCGCAUCUGUGGCUGGCUCCAUUACAUCCACCUCGAGCGCUGGCCGGAGUCACAAAUCGAACCCCCGGCAUAGAGAUGAUUAUAUCCAUAGCCUGGAGGCGGCUCAGAGUUACACAAAGAGAGCUGGAAGUAGAACGAGAAGCAAUGAAAGGACCAGAGAUGUGUCCACCGGUCGCCAUGGCAGCCGGGAGCGACGAGCCAAGUCGCGCGAUCCUUCGGAAGAGCGUGGUAGAGCUUCUGCCAGAACUUGGACAAAGGCGAAACGAUCUCCCACGUCCCCUGUUCCAAUGUCACCCGAAGACUUGGCCAUUCUUAGUACGCAAAACUUUAGCAAUAACGUUGAGCCCCUCACGAUACGGAAAGCAAGCGUGGCAAAGGGAAAGACGAGCGGACGAGCGUCUAGCCAUGGAAGGAGCCGAUCGGCUCCGCGGUCGCCACCAUCGCCAGUGCCACUAUCGGCGACUGCCCUGCAUUAUCAGGGGUCAGAGGAUGAGGAAGAUUUUAGAGCGGCCAUGCAGGCCCAAAUAGAAUUCAGGGCCAAGCAUAGCCGGAGCGUUGGCCACAACGUUAAUUCUCCCGCCGUAAGUCGCCGUGAACACACAGAAAGCCGACGAAGAGAGGCGACAGAGUCUCGAGAAGCUGUCCCAGCAGUGUUGAGCCAUACAGUCCACAUUCGAGCCGCAUCUACCGAGCACGCCGGUGACUUGAAGAAAAUGAAGGAUGAGAGACAGCGAAAGAAGGAGCAGGCCGCGCGAGAGCUAGAAGAGCGUCGAAAAUCUCUUGCAAAGCGACAGCUGGGUCCUCAAAUCCCCCACCCAAGCGAGAUAUCCCCUCGAAGGCCUCCAAUUUUGGUAGAGGCCGAGGACGAGAUACUGCCGGAUGACCUCCCUCCUCGCUCUGCGACAGAACCUCCGAGGAGCAUGUAUGCGCGAAACGGACCCCAAAUCGGCCUACCUGCUACUCCCAAGGCGAUGAGACUCAUUCUCCGGUCGGAUGAUAGCCAGUAUGAAGAGCUUCCUCCUCCACCGGUUCCCACAACAUUCUCCCAAAAGUAUUCCCCGCAGAGCUCACCACAAUACUCUCCGCAAUACUACAUGGAGAAGAAGAAGGAGCAGCCGCUGACAUUGCUGCCGUCCACUGUUUACCAACUGCCGUCAACAGUUUAUCAACCCCCAUCCCGACCUAUGAUUCCGCGAAGCAUGUCGGCACCAAUCCCCGAGGAACCUGCUCAUCAAACUCGUUUCGGGAGAAAGGGGAGUGCCAAUGAGGGCAGGGGCCUCGAUGACAUUGUAGAGACGGAAUGGCGCCGACAAGUGAACAACCUGGUGCCACCACCACCACCGCCUCCUCCUUCGGCACCUGCUACUUUCUUGAAGGAGCUGCAGCAUCUAGCCGUCCCCCCUCCUCCCCCUCCAGCCCCGCUGCCACAUGUACGACACCAGCCGCCGGUUGCUGGAUCGUUGGCCUCGGGUAUGAUUGAGAUUGUCAUGGAUGACGAGGAGGAGGAGGAACCCAUGAUGGCUGCCCCAAACGACGGCAUGGUGCAGAUGAAUGCUCUUCCCGAGCCACCUGUCAGGGGCCACAAUCGCGGCCGCAGUCUGGGAGAGGGCAGCCUUUCUGGCCGCAUGACCAAGGCCACCGAACGGCUGCGUUCAGGUAGCCGUAGCCGCAAGGAGGGAUCUAUCAGCAUCAAGUCACCCCCAUUCGAGAUGUAUGGCGACGGCAAUUCCUUCAACCAGCUCAGAUCGCCCGUGGCUGGCAUCCCCCCCCCUGUUCUCUACGAUCGAGACGCCGUCCGAUCGCCAAUCGAGGGUCAUGGAAGAAAACUGUCGACUGGCCUGCAUGAUAGCGGAAUGUUUUAA
Trichoderma virens Gv29-8 is the source of this 4509-nucleotide messenger RNA. RefSeq lists its product as uncharacterized. The coding region runs from base 1 to 4509 and encodes 1502 amino acids. Gene Ontology annotation, cellular component: nucleus. Gene Ontology annotation, biological process: positive regulation of transcription by RNA polymerase II. Gene Ontology annotation, molecular function: transcription factor binding. The transcript is spliced from 6 exons. NCBI's taxonomy places the organism in Eukaryota, Fungi, Ascomycota, Sordariomycetes, Hypocreales, Hypocreaceae. The record is from RefSeq and is a predicted model, not a curated record.